Molecule: messenger RNA, 1897 nt
Organism: Corylus avellana
Lineage: Eukaryota; Viridiplantae; Streptophyta; Magnoliopsida; Fagales; Betulaceae
Product: E3 ubiquitin-protein ligase SINAT2
Biological process (GO): multicellular organism development; ubiquitin-dependent protein catabolic process
Cellular component (GO): cytoplasm
Molecular function (GO): zinc ion binding; protein binding; ubiquitin protein ligase activity
Source: RefSeq, a predicted model, not a curated record
UUCCAUGGACUCUACCACAUCUGAUAGCAAUUGCGCUUUAAUGUCCACAACUUUCAAGGGCCUGAUUGCCCAAAACUUGAAUUGAAAAAUAUUCGAACGUUGCGUGCGGGAAAUGUCGCCUUUCUAAUGGCAAAGAAAGCAAGAAACAUCAGCAAAAGCCGACAGUGAGUCACUGUUAAGGAAGAUAACACAACCCCAUUAGCGUAUUUCUUUAUACAAAUGUAGGAAAACCAACAAGGAGAACAGUCGAACACACUAAAAUAUUGUCCAAAAUGCAACGCAGACCCAUAUAUAUUUAUGUGUGUAUCUGUGUUGUACCAAUCGCUAGGUGCCCAAUGUGCGUGGAGGCAAUCCAAAUCUAGUCUUUUUGACUCUGGUUUGAUUUUGUUGGCGUCCAAAUCAGGCUAGACACGUAAUUCCCGGAGCCAGCUUUCACGAACGUUGCUCCACCUCGCCAAUCACCUUGUCUACUUUCCCUUGGGAUCCAACUAUGAUACGAUUAUUGAAUGCUCAAGUGGAUUGAAUAUUCAGGCAUUUGGGCUCAGAAUCUGAUCUGGGUAUCACAGUUUUUGGUCAUUUUGCACUGUUUGUUCCCUUCUUUGCGACUUCUUGGCAGUUGAUCAGGUUCAUGGGCUCUAAUUCUCAUCGGGGUGCUGCAGUUAUUGGUAAAUUCGCCUUUGUAUAACAAAUGGUGAUGCUAGAUAGUCGGUUUUGAUAUCAAUCUGAUUUUGAGGAGAGGAACAUACCAUCAUUGAUAAUUGAGGGAAGAAAACAUGUCUGCUGGCCAUGGAGGAGGCUUCUGCCAUGAAGUGACUGAGUCUUGCAUUGCAUCCUCGGAUUCAGAUCCGGCAAGUUCCAGUGCAGAUUUAAGGAGUUCUGCUUACAAAAAAGCUGCCCCUGGUUUAGGUGGAAAUCCUGGAAGGUCAUCAAAUAAUGAUGUGUAUGAGCUACUUGAGUGUCCUGUUUGCAUGAAUUUAAUGAACCCUCCAAUAUACCAGUGUCCAAAUGGCCACACUCUAUGUUCAAACUGCAAGGCUAGAAUGCACAACUGUUGCCCCACAUGCCGCCAUGAGCUUGGAAAUAUAAGGUGCUUGGCUUUAGAGAAAGUGGCAGAGUCAAUAGAGCUCCCUUGCAAGUACCAAAUAUUGGGUUGUCACGAUAUAUUCCCAUAUUACAGCAAGCUCAAACAUGAGAAACACUGUAAAUAUCGUCCAUACAACUGCCCUUAUGCUGGGGCUGAAUGCUCUGUCACUGGUGAUAUCCCACUCCUUGUCAUGCAUCUCAAGAAGGAUCACAAGGUUGAUAUGCAAGAUGGAUGUACUUUCAGCCACAGAUAUGUGAAAUCCAAUCCUGAAGAAGUUGGAAAUGCUAUAUGGAUGUUAACUGUCUUCAAUUGCUUCGGCCGUCAGUUCUGCUUGCACUUUGAGGCUUUCCAUCUUGAAACGGCACCUGUUUACAUGGCCUUCCUGCGAUUCAUGGGUGAUGAAGAUGAGGCCAAGCAAUUUAGUUACAGUCUGGAAGUUGGUGGAAAUGGCAGGAAACUUACAUGGCAAGGCAUACCAAGGAGUAUCCGCGAUAGCCACAAAAAGGUAAGGGAUAGUCAAGAUGGAUUAAUUAUUCAGAGAAAUCUGGCACUCUUCUUUUCUGGAAGCAAUAGUAGGCAGGAGUUGAAGCUGAAAGUCACUGGCCGUAUAUGGAAAGAGCAAUGAGAUAUUAUAGAAACAACUUUAAAAGGCUGAAGUUGGAAAAUAAGCUGGUAGAUAAAUUCGUUUAUUACACUGUAAAUGGGUAGAUUCUGUGUUUCUUGUUAAAUUGUUAUCAAUUAAUUUACAAUGUAGGAAGGCAAGGCAUCUUUCCUUGUUUGAUGACUUUAAUGUUUGAUGGUCUUUCAAAUUUA